Molecule: messenger RNA, 4922 nt
Organism: Scophthalmus maximus (turbot)
Lineage: Eukaryota; Metazoa; Chordata; Actinopteri; Pleuronectiformes; Scophthalmidae
Product: cadherin-24-like
Exons: 14
Coding region: 392-4183 (1263 amino acids)
Biological process (GO): adherens junction organization; cell morphogenesis; homophilic cell-cell adhesion
Cellular component (GO): plasma membrane; adherens junction; catenin complex
Molecular function (GO): calcium ion binding; cadherin binding
Source: RefSeq, a predicted model, not a curated record
UCGGUGCCCGGUCCCCCCCGGUGCUCGGUGCCCGGUCCCCCCCGGUGCUCGGUGCCCGGUCCCCCCCGGUGCUCGGUGCUCGGCUCCUCUUGGUACUUCGCUCAGUUUUCUCCAACUGUUUCAACCGACACUUUGAAGCUCGCAUGCAAGUAAUGGGCACGGACGCGGACGUCUUCCUUUUUGUGGUCGGCUGCCCAGAGCAGAUGUUCCCCACAUUUGUUUGUUUUGGCUGAAUGAAACGGCGAGCAUGUGUACAGCAUGGGGGAAAAGAUGAAAUGAAGAAAGAAGAGGCAGGAAGCAGCAGAAGGAAGAACACAAGAUGAAUCAUCGUGCUUCUGGUCGGCCAUUCCUCAGUUAUUCUUUGAAACAGACUGAUUGGUGAAGCUCAGCUAUGGCAGCACAGAUAGUGCUUCUAUUGCUUUUAUUCUGUAAAGGGGGAAGAAACUGCAUUUCGGUGGCCGUUGGCCUUUCAGAGGAAGAUCAGGAUUUGCGAGUAACACUUGGCGAAAGACACCAAGUGUUGGCCCAUCCAGACCCCGCGGACGUCGUGUCUGUGAGAAACCAAAAGCUGGAGAGCCAGCUGCAGAAUAAAAAGGAUGACAUGAGAACCAUGCCAAAUGUGUCCUUUAGACUAAACGACAGAGAUCCUAAUGAACUCGACUCUGAGAACAACACGGCGAGGAAAACAGCCGCGCUGAAAUCUGAACUCACCGUGAACCGCGAGGAAAGGAGCGAUUUGACUAAUGGAGUGGUUGAAGGUGUAAUUAAUGGCCGCGGCCUGGUGCCGAGUUCAGAGGAGGAGCGCUCUCUCCAGCCUCGGCUCCGUUCGGAGGCUGGUGCCGGCGACGUUCCGCCUGAGAGGACGCGGGGCCGCCGCUCUAAAUGGGUCACGGCGUCCGAAGACGACCGGUCGGGGCCUCGCCCCCGCCGCCGCAGGAGCUGGCUCUGGAACCAGUUCUUUGUGAUCGAGGAGUACAGAGGGCCCGAGCCAGUGCUCAUCGGACGGCUGCACACAGAUAUGGACAGAGGAGACGGUCACACCAAAUACAAGCUGGAGGGGGAGGGGGUGGGCUCGGUGUUUGUGAUCGACGGCAACACAGGCAACAUACACGUCACCAAGUCCCUGGACCGCGAGGAGAAGGACCAGUACCGCCUCGUCGCCACGGCCACGGACCGCGAGACCGGCCAGGCCCUGGAGCCCUCGUCCCAGUUCAUCAUCCGAGUGCAGGACAUCAACGACAACCCGCCCAUCUUCCCCAAAGAAGCCUAUGUCGCCAUGGUGCCGGAGAUGGCCAACAUUGGCACCUCCGUAAUCCAAGUCACUGCCAGAGAUGCUGAUGAUCCCACGUAUGGAAACAGCGCCCGGCUGGUGUACGCCGUCACUCAGGGCCAGGACUGCUUCUCUGUGGAUCCUCAGACAGGCGUCCUGCGGACAGCCGUACCUGAUAUGGACAGAGAGACCCGGGAUGAGUAUCUGGUCGUCCUCGAGGCCAAAGACAUGGGGGGCCAUCUGGGCGGAUUAUCAGGGACCACGACUGUCACUGUGAGGCUGAGCGAUGUUAACGACAACCCCCCUCACUUCAGGCGGAGUGCGUGGUCCUUCUCUGUGUCGGAGCUGGCGGCGCCGGGCGUGGAGGUGGGCCGCCUCACUGCCACCGACCCCGAUCUGGGAGAAAACGCGCAGCUGGAGUUCACGAUCCUGGACAACGAGGAGGCGGAAAUAUUCAAUAUCACCGGAAGAGACCGAGAGGGGAUUAUUGAGCUCAACAAGUUGCUGGAUUACGAGACCCGCAGUUCGUACACCUUCUCCGUGGAGGUUGCCAACCCUGUGGUGGACGCUCGGUUCCUGAGGAAGGGUCCCUUCAAGGACCAGGCGACGGUCCGGGUCAUGGUGCUCAAUGCAGACGAGGCGCCGCAGUUCUCCCAGGCUCAGUACCGCCUGGAUGUGUCUGAGAACUGCCCCCCUGUCUGCUCCGUGGGCCGGGUCCACGCCGUCGACCCGGACACGGGACAAAGCUCCAACAUCAGGUACUCCAUCGAUCCCCAGUCGGACCCCGAGGCUCUGUUCCGUAUCGCCUCCGACACAGGCUUCAUCAGCACAGUGAUGGAGUUGGACCGCGAGCAGGAGCAGUGGCACAAUAUCACUGUCAUCGCCACGCAGAGGGACAAUCCAAAUCUUGUGUCAAGGGUGGUGGUUGCCAUAGAGACACUAGACCAGAAUGACAAUGCGCCCGAGUUGGACAGGCAGUACACAACGUCUGUAUGUGACUCCAGUGCCCCCGGUCAGGUAGUUCAGGUUCUGCGAGCCAUCGACAGGGACCAGGGAGGGCAGGACACGCCGGUCCACUUCAGCAUCCCUCCACAGUCCAGCUCUGCACUCAAUCUCACCAUCAGGGAAACGGGAGGUGUGACAGCCAGCCUGGUGCUCCAGUCAGCCUUGGAGCCCCUGCCUGGCUUCUCCUCAUCCUUGCUCACCCUCUACGUGCCAGUCGUGCUGCGCGACGGGGCCUCGGGCCUGACCAACACUGGCACGGUCACCGUGACCAUUUGUCCUUGUCUGCGUGGGGGCAUGCAGACGGAGGACAGGGGGAGGCAGAGGGACAGGCGGUGGGAGCGACACAUGGUCUGCCUGCCCAUGCCGUCCACCUCUCCGUCUCUCAUAUUCAGCUUGGUCACCAUACUGGCCAUGCUGGCUUGUGUCACCACUCUGCUGGUGGUGUGUGCGCUCUCGCUGUCACUGCGCAAUCAGAAGCGAGACUCCCACUCCGCCUUCGAGGAGGAUGAUGUCAGGGAGAACAUCAUAUCCUACGAUGACGAGGGGGGAGGGGAAGCCGACACCGCGGCGUUUGACAUCGCGGCGCUGCAGAGCAUGCACAGGAUACAGCACAUGCACAACAGAAACAUAUGGUACACCCAGCAGAAUCCGCCGAGGGCCAGGACAUACAGCUGGAGCCGUAACCCGCGCCCGGGCCUGGACCCUCAGCAGCGGCCGGGCUCCGCUCCACUCUACGGACGCCUCUGCUACGGCAUCCACACGCUGCCUGUUCUCCGAGAUUAUCCGUCCGGGCCGCUGGAGGCGGGUCUGCAGUUAACACAGCUGACCCAGGGGCUCACCGGAGGUCGUGCUGGCAAUUCCCUUGUCAUCCAGAACCAGAGCACCUUUGAGCCUCUGCUGCACCCCCCCGAGACGAGCGCUGCUAGUUAUGAGGCAGCACACACGCUGGCGAAUAGCAACAUCACCGACAGAAAUGAAGGCGGGGAAGCAAACAUAGCUGAUACAAAAGAGAGUCCGGAUCAGGCCAAGACGGACCCAGCAGAAGCAGCGCUGACGACAGCCGACGACACUGCGAACCUGACCUACUGUGACCCGAAUGAGUCUUCGCUCCAGAGUCACGGCGGCUCCUCGUCAAACCAGCAAGAGGGCCGGCCGGGGUCGUCGCAGACGCAGAUCAGCACGGGAGCCACCAGCUGCACAAUAGAUGACAUUGAUACUGAUUCCUCCAUUCCCUCCGUCUCAGAGAGAAAUUACUCGCAUGGUGGUCAGAUUAACGCCGUAAACCCCCCCGUUUACCUGAAAGCAGACACGUACAGCAUUGUGGGCUCGCUGAAUCCCAACGCCAGAGGGGCAUGUGUGAACGGGACAGGCGGCGGCAGCGGCGGCGGGUUGUACCCGGCGGGAGUUCAACUCCUGAACAUGUGCGGACUCCAGAGAAAGGACCUGACCCCACAAACGUUGCCCUUACCCGGAGGAGUGUUUGGCAAAAACAGAGGCUGGCCGCUGGGGGCGGAGCCCGCGACAGCCGAAGCAGCCAACCUGCAGCCGCUGCGGAUGGAGGACCUCCUGAAUUUCCGCCUGGAUCAGGUCACCUUUGACCUGUCGCAGCCGCCCUACGACUCACUGCAGACUUACGAGUUCGAGGGCCGCGACUCAAGGGCCGAGUCACUGAGCUCGCUGGAGAGCGACAGGGAGAAGGACGACGGGCGGGCGGCGGGGGGGAUGGAGGAGCUGAACCAGAAGUUCCAGAGGCUGGUGGAGAUCAUACGAGAGAGGGAGAAGGAGAGGGAGGCGGAGGGCGGCGAGACGCGGGCAGCCGAGGGAGGUGAGGCUACAGAGGCCGCUCCGAAUGAGACUCAAAAACAAACAGUGGACAAAGAAAAAGGAAUACAGAGAUGGGAUUUCUAGGCUGCAAAAGAAAAGGAGAGGUUUGAAAGAGAGGAGCGCUCUCUUGACAGUGAUGGGUUUUAAACACAGCGGGAGUGGCAAAACACACCGCCUCUGACAGGACUCCUCUUGCUGUUCCCCCACUGCCAGGGAAAAUCCAUGAGACUGACAGUACAGUGAGGAUUCGAGGUGGAAUCAGUGCACAAGCAUAUAGUUUUCACCUCCACUGUGUUCAGAAAAACGCAUAUGGAUUCUGUCACUUUUCACACUCUCGUAACAGAUAUUAAUAAUGCACUCGGGCUUUCAAAGGGGAAAGUGAUGAAAAAUUCACUUUUUCUCUAAAAUAUUGAUUUCCGAGCCCUGAAAGCUGCAUUGUUUUGAAAAUGGGGCCUCGUUAAAAAUUGACUGCAAUUGUAAUAUUUAAUAUUGAUAGUUUAAUAGGGGCACGCUCACUUAAGAGUCCCCGGAAUCCGAAUGCGACGCUUGCCUCUGAAUAGGAGAGUGUUAAAACCACACAAGGGCACAGCUCGGCGGGUCCACAUGUUCACCGAGCCCCCUCCGAGGAAUCCAGCUGUGUGCGUUCGCACACCGCGGCCCUGCAGAGAAGGGUGCGACUCCAGCGAGUGGUCUCCGUAUUUAAGGGAGCAGAGUCUGCUCACUAUGCAAUUUGCACACAGAAAUGAUUCGUUUGUCACUGUUGAAGACUUGUGUACUGUUGUGAAAGAUCAGUAAACGAUGUCUAUAUGUAGAUAUGAAUCAG